Messenger RNA from Onychomys torridus (southern grasshopper mouse), 2342 nucleotides. RefSeq names its product phosphate regulating endopeptidase homolog X-linked (gene Phex). Gene Ontology annotation, biological process: protein processing. Gene Ontology annotation, molecular function: metalloendopeptidase activity. The transcript has 22 exons. The record is from RefSeq and is a predicted model, not a curated record. Lineage: Eukaryota; Metazoa; Chordata; Mammalia; Rodentia; Cricetidae. The coding region runs from base 1 to 2250 and encodes 749 amino acids. Gene Ontology annotation, cellular component: plasma membrane.
AUGGAAGCAGAAACAGGGAGCCCCAUGGAGACUGGAAAGGGGACCAACCGAGGCAUUCGAAUUGCACUGGCCCUGUUCAUUGGUUGCACCCUGGUGUUAGGCACACUGCUCUUUCUAGUGAGUCAAGGUCUCCUAAGCUUCCAAGCUAAACAGGAAUACUGUCUGAAGCCAGAGUGCAUAGAAGCCGCUGCCGCCAUCAUGAGCAAAAUAAAUCUUUCUGUGGAUCCUUGUGAAAAUUUCUUCCGGUUUGCUUGUGAUGGCUGGAUAAACAAUAACCCAAUUCCUGAAGAUAUGCCAAGCUAUGGGGUUUAUCCUUGGCUGAGACACAAUGUUGAUCUCAAGUUGAAGGCACUUCUGGAGAAAUCAGUCAGUCGAAGGCGGGACACUGAUGCUGUACAGAAAGCCAAAAUCCUUUAUUCAUCCUGCAUGAAUGAGAAAGCAAUUGAAAAAGCAGACGCCAAGCCACUGCUCCACAUCUUGCGGCAUUCACCUUUCCGCUGGCCUGUGCUUGAAGCUAAUAUUGGUCCUGAAGGGGUUUGGUCAGAGAGAAAAUUCAGUCUACUGCAAACACUUGCAACAUUCCGCGGUCAAUACAGCAAUUCUGUGUUCAUCCGUUUGUAUGUGUCCCCUGAUGACAAGGCAUCCAAUGAACAUAUCUUGAAGUUGGACCAAGCAACACUCUCCCUGGCUGUGAGGGAGGACUUCCUUGAUAACAGUACUGAAGCCAAAUCUUAUCGGGAUGCCCUUUAUAAGUUCAUGGUGGACACUGCUGUGCUUUUAGGAGCUAAUAGCUCUCGAGCUGAACAUGACAUGAAGUCAGUGCUUAGAUUGGAAAUUAAGAUAGCUGAGAUAAUGAUUCCACAUGAAAACCGAACCAGUGAGGCUAUGUAUAACAAAAUGAAUAUCUCAGAACUGAGUGCUAUGAUUCCUCAGUUUGACUGGCUGGGCUAUAUCAAGAAGGUCAUUGAUACCAGACUCUACCCACACUUGAAAGACAUCGGCCCCUCGGAGAAUGUGGUGGUCCGCGUCCCACAAUACUUUAAAGAUUUGUUUAGGAUACUAGGCUCUGAGAGGAAGAAAACCAUUGCCAACUAUUUGGUGUGGAGAAUGGUUUAUUCCAGAAUUCCAAACCUAAGCAGGCGCUUUCAAUAUAGAUGGCUGGAAUUCUCAAGGGUAAUCCAGGGGACUACAACUCUGCUGCCUCAGUGGGACAAAUGUGUUAACUUUAUCGAAAGUGCUCUCCCUUAUGUUGUGGGGAAAAUGUUUGUGAAUGUUCACUUCCAGGAAGAUAAGAAGGAGAUGAUGGAAGAAUUGAUUGAGGGUGUUCGCUGGGCCUUUAUUGACAUGCUGGAGAAAGAAAACGAAUGGAUGGAUCCAGCGACAAAAAGAAAAGCUCAAGAAAAGGCAAGAGCUGUUUUGGCAAAAGUUGGCUAUCCAGAGUUUAUAAUGAAUGAUACUCAUGUUAAUGAAGACCUCAAGGCAAUCAAAUUUUCAGAAUCGGACUACUUUGGCAAUGUACUGCAAACCCGCAAGUAUUUAGCACAGUCUGAUUUCUUCUGGCUAAGAAAAGCUGUUCCCAAAACAGAGUGGUUUACAAAUCCAACAACAGUCAAUGCCUUUUAUAGUGCAUCAACCAACCAGAUACGAUUUCCAGCUGGUGAGCUGCAGAAGCCUUUCUUUUGGGGAACAGAAUACCCUCGAUCCUUGAGUUAUGGUGCUAUAGGAGUAAUUGUUGGACAUGAAUUCACACAUGGAUUUGAUAAUAAUGGUAGAAAAUAUGAUAAAAAUGGAAACCUUGAUCCUUGGUGGUCUGCGGACUCAGAAGAAAAGUUUAAGGAAAAAACCAAGUGCAUGAUUAACCAGUAUAGCAGCUAUUAUUGGAAGAAAGCUGGCUUAAAUGUGAAAGGGAAGAGGACCCUGGGAGAAAAUAUUGCUGAUAAUGGAGGUCUACGAGAAGCUUUUAGGGCUUACAGGAAAUGGAUAAAUGACAGAAGACAAGGAGUUGAAGAGCCUCUCCUACCAGGCAUCACAUUCACCAACAACCAGCUCUUCUUCUUGAGUUAUGCUCAUGUGAGGUGCAAUUCGUACAGACCAGAAGCUGCCAGAGAACAAGUCCAAAUUGGUGCUCACAGUCCUCCACAAUUUAGGGUCAAUGGUGCCAUUAGCAACUUUGAAGAAUUUCAGAAAGCUUUUAACUGUCCAAAGAAUUCCACCAUGAACAGAGGCGUGAAUUCCUGUCGACUCUGGUAGCUGGAGUGCUGGUUUCUACAGUCCUGACAGAGCUGAGGAGUGCCAGUAGAGGUGGCUCUGAUGUACUGAGCCCCCACUGCUUUCUGCCUUUA